AAAUACAAAACAUAAGAAGAAGAAGAAGUAGCGACUGCAACAGUGUGCGUCUGCGAACUCAGACAUUCUUCAGAGAAGAAGAGGAACCUUUCAUAGACUCUUUGCUGCCUGCUUCUCUCUGUCUUGCCUCCACCUGGUGAAGUAAUGGCUCAGCAGUCUCAGUCCGAUGGUUCUCAGACAGCGUUCUCUGUGAGUCGGGGGCUGAACUUUAACAUGAACGAACAGGGUCCCAGUCGCUCAAUGGGGGGUGGGUCCUCGGGCCUUGGGAUGGGCGGGAUGGAGAGCCCAGAUGGAGGUGGUCAUCUUGGCCGUCACAUGAAGCUGUUUUCCAGUUUGGGCCUGUCGCCCUCUGACCUGGACGCUCUGGCUGAACUCCCUGACGAGGACAUCAGCAUGGAAACGCUGCCCCGCAUCCUGAUGCAGCUGAAGAGCCGUAAAGUUGGCGGAGGGGAUCGAGGAGCUGCGUCCUCUUCCUCUGAAGCAGCUUUUCGAGGCGGGCGGGAUAGCUGGGACCCGUCUCUGGGUCAGGGCCUUUCCAGGGUCCAUUCUUCUGGAGACUUUGGCUUCAGCUCCAUGCGGGACAGCUACAGCUCCGGGUACAGCAUGGGGCCAUCAUCAGACCCCAUGUUUAUGUCAAGGAGGAUGGGCACACCUUCAAGCGGGAAGAUCCAGGACUUCCUGGGAGUCAUACCCCCCAUGUUCCCUCACGUGUGCUCUCUUUGUGACUUUGAUGUUCAUUCCACCAUGGAGUGGGACCAGCACCUUAAUGGCCUCCGACAUGCUGAGAACAGGCGAAGGCUUCUGGACAUGUAUCCAGACUGGGAACCUGGUAGAAGGGAGACCCCCAACCUUUCUGCAGGUCUUCUGGGCCCAGCCCCCAUGUCCACCGGACCCAUAGGAGGGAUGUCCUCCAGCUGGGGAGGCCGCGGUCGCUCUGAAAACAUGAUGGGACCCAACGUGUCUCGGAGCAGAGUGGUGGUGGUGAAGUACGAAAGGAAGCCCCUAAGCAACAAGACGCUGUUUGCCUUCACCGAGACCUUCGGGCGACUCAGAGAGCACCUGAUUCUCAACAACAAGGCCUUCCUGGAGAUGGAUACUCAUGAAGCAGCUCUGAGCAUGGUCAACUACUACCAGCAGCAUCCAACCAAGCUGUAUGGAAAACCAGUCACCUUCUACCUGUCCAAGAGGCUGAUGGCCAUUGAGAAAUCCCACCGGUCGUCUGAUCUGCCGAUGGAGAAGCCCAACAGGGACGUCACCGGCCAAGGCAGCAAGGUGGUGUUCUUUGCCAACCUGCCCAAAGAUGACGAGAAGAAGAAGGAGCUCCUGACCAUCUCCAGACGCUUUGGUACCGUGGACAAGCACCUCUUUCUGACUGACCAGGCGUUUGUCCAACUGGGAACUGUGGAGGAUGCAGAGAUGCUGGUGAAGUAUUACAGCAUGAACCCGCUCAUCAUCAAAGGAAGGCUGAUCCGCCUCAACAUCUGCACCAAAUACAAAACCCUCAAUGUGAGCCACAGGCAGGGGGAGAAAGACACUCAGAGCCGUAGGAGCAGCAGGUCAGAAACCUCCAGGACGUCCAAGUCUUCAUCCAAGGGGAGAGAGGAGAGGAAGAAGAGGGAUGACAAUGAUGACAAAGAAAAACCUGCAGGAGAGGGGGAGGACAAAGAAGAAGAACCUGAAGAAAAGCAGGGGGGACAGAGGGAGGGGUUAACGAGUGAAGACAGUGAAGAUGAAGAGCAGCCUGAGAGAUCUGAGUCUGCGAAGGAGGAGGAUGACGACCAGCGGGAAGAGAAAAACAAGGAGGAGGACUCUGGUGACGAUGACGCAGCAGAGGACGGGGCUACAAAGGAGGCAGAGUCAGAGGAUAAGACCGGACCUGGUGGUCCUACAGAUGAGUCAGAAAAGAAGGAGAACGUUGACGCAGACGAGAGCAAUGAGGCGGCAGAAGGAGACGAGCCUGAGGAAGAGUUUGACCAGAGCUUCUUGGAGAACAUGGAGGACUUUGUGACGCUGGAUGAGCUGGAAGACGAUGAAGGCGACGCCUCCAUAGACUCCAGUGGCAUCGACAACACACGGAGAGGGGGUAUGAGGGUCAUCAACAUCCUUGGCUUCAGGAGGGGCUACAACUUUCUCAACGACAUUCUGGCGCUCGCCAAACCUUUUGGAAAGGUGGUCAAACACCUGGUUCUGGACCUGAGGCCUGAGGCAUACAUCCAGUUUGAGAAAGAGGAUGAAGCCAUUGCCAUGGCCAAGUUUUAUAACGGUAAUGUGACGCCGAUGGUGUGCGGCCGGGCAGUGAGGGUCACCCAUUCCCUGAGCUACCCCACCAUCCAGUGUGGCUCCAGCCGGGUCAUCUAUAUCGGUCAGAUUCCCAACGUUAACUACUCAGACCAGGACAUCCUGAAGCUGGCAGAGCCAUAUGGGAAAAUCCAGAAGUACUUCUUGCAUCGGCUCAGGAGAGAGUGUUUCAUUGAGAUGGAAAAGGCUGAAUCUGCAGAGAAGAUGGCUGAAGCCUGUAAGGGGAAGCAGCUGAAGUUUCAAGGGAAACGUCUGACCAUCUAUGUGAGCCGGAAGUACAAACAACUCAAACAUGGCCAUCGAUAUCCCAUCACCAUUAAGAGGGAGGCAAGCAGAUCUCCAGAGAGACCCAGCAAGACAGCUGAAGAACCGCCUGCAAAGAAACAGAAACCGGAGGCAGAGUCUGAAGAAGAUGAGGUGAAAGCCGAGGAGGAGGAAGAUGAGGGGGAGGUGGAACAAAAGGAAGACGAGGCAACAGCAAAAGACAGCUGUGACAUCACUGAAGAUGAGAAGAUGAAGAAGCAACCAGCUGAGAAGCUUCCAGAAGAUUCUGAGGAGAUGAGCCUCAGUAAAGAGGAGAAGGAUGAGGAGAUGGACACAUCGACCAAUCAGAAUGGGCAGACAGAGGCUCUUCCCCCUGCCGACGAAGCGCCCAGUGUGGCUGGGUCCAGCGUGGCAACCCUCCCACCAUAUGACCCUGACACCCCAAUAGGGGUGGAGCAUGUGAAGAUGGGUUACUACUGUCGCAUCUGCUUCCUGUUCUACUCCAACGAGGACAAGGCCAAGAAGGUCCACUGUAGCAGCCAGGCGCACUAUGACAAGCUGCAGAAACAUCUGGAGAAGCAACAAGCCAAAGCACAGAAGAUGAAGACGACAAUGGCAUGAAGACUCCUGAAGCACAGUUUUAUGGUUUCAUUUUUAUACUUUGUGUAGUUUAGUUUAUGGUGACACCACUGACCAAUCAGAACCGUUCCAGUGUUCCCAGCUGGUACAGUGUGUAAGGAUGCAGAUCUUGUGUUCAGAACAUUUUAGUGUUGGACUUUUUUACAAAAUAUUCUGAAACUUACUCAGAUUCAAAGUUGGUUUAUUUGAAACUUGUAGUUAAAACAAACUGGUUCUGCUGAAUAAAUAUUUUCAGCUGACAAACACACACACA
Cyprinodon variegatus (sheepshead minnow) is the source of this 3454-nucleotide messenger RNA. It is a transcript of the gene matr3l1.2, whose product is annotated as matrin-3-like. The transcript has 22 exons. Gene Ontology annotation, molecular function: zinc ion binding; RNA binding. Lineage: Eukaryota; Metazoa; Chordata; Actinopteri; Cyprinodontiformes; Cyprinodontidae. The record is from RefSeq and is a predicted model, not a curated record. Gene Ontology annotation, cellular component: nucleus. The coding region runs from base 145 to 3183 and encodes 1012 amino acids.